This is a messenger RNA of Sebastes umbrosus (honeycomb rockfish), 3149 nucleotides long. RefSeq names its product beta-1,3-galactosyltransferase 2-like. The coding region runs from base 1503 to 2756 and encodes 417 amino acids. NCBI's taxonomy places the organism in Eukaryota, Metazoa, Chordata, Actinopteri, Perciformes, Sebastidae. Gene Ontology annotation, molecular function: N-acetyl-beta-D-glucosaminide beta-(1,3)-galactosyltransferase activity. Gene Ontology annotation, cellular component: membrane. The record is from RefSeq and is a predicted model, not a curated record. The transcript is spliced from 2 exons.
AGAUUAAAUGUAAGCCUGAUAAAAGGUGGGCAGGGUGCAUCUGAAGGGAUCAUGACCGCCAAUGAACACACAUGCAAUGCAAGCACCUCUCUACCCCUACCCUCCUCGGGAGGAACAUAUUGCUCCCAGUCACACUGUGGUAGAAUUAAACUGACAAUGCCUGAAUAUUAAAAUUCAGGCGUUGCAGGGCACCACGGCUGAAUGAGCGUAGCAGAAACACUGUUGUAAUUAUCUCUGUUCUAAUUAUCAUCCGACACAAGAGACUGGCAGGAGACACAUUAAAGACUGUGACUAAACAAGCUUUUGAGUUGCGCUGUCCAUCACUGCACAAGAACGCUGUAACCUCACGUUUUACAUAUUUCAAUACUCAAACCGUCAAGAUUUGUGGAAGUGUCGACAUGAAGGCUUCGCGCCCCAGCACGUCAAAUUGAGAUAAUGCUUUAUUCCUCUUUCUGGAGAGUGGGCGUGAAUACAAAUAGGUCAGCAGCCCAACCCCCCCCCUCCCCUUUAACAAGAGCAGGCAGCAACAGCAGCAAAGACGGCGUGACGUGGUGGAAGAGCGUACUGCCACCAAGCCUGGAGCUGCCUUUCAGAACGAACACACAACUCAGAGCACUGCCUCCUGUUCCAUCCUCCUCCUCCCCCGCUGCUUUCGCCCCUCUAGCCCUCUCGCAGACAACACAACGACGACACGGAGCGGAGUGUAUAGGGGCGGCUGAAUGAGGAAGGCGAGAAAAGGGAAGCCAAAAAAAGGGGGGAGAGGCACACGGGGGGAGGGAAGUUAACAUGAGAGCGUGUGAAUCAAAGAGGACGAGCGAGAGGAAAAAAAGAUCAGCACAGAAAUUGAAGGAAAGCUGAACAAACGGAGAGAUGUAAUGCUUGUGCAUCAUCCAGAGAUGAUUCCCAUCCAUCCACUGCUGCUUUGAUAUACACAAUACGACAGGCGAGGACAGCAAAAGGAGCCACGGCUGCAGCUAACCGUCAACCACUGGCUCUCUACUCCCUUUGGCCAAAGACAGCAGCAGCAGCAACACCGUUAGCAUCAAGCCUCUGGGGACAAUGCGCCAAGGCAGAUGGAGAGACUGCAACACUGGAGCUCUGACACAUGUUCCGCCUGUGCGCGCGCAUACAUACGCACUUGUGCGUGCAUGUGGUAGAUAGCUACGAUAGCCUGGAAAUGGACUAAAUUUCCCCGUCUUUCUGAGUGACAGUCACAUGCGAGUUGGGUUAAAAGAGGGUAAUUUGUCACACGUUGUAGAGGAAAUAAAUGAGGACCUGAGUCGUCAAGUCCGAGCUGUAUGCGAUUUGGCUAAGGGCACAGUAGGAGAAGUGACCAAGAGGGCGAUCAGUGUGUGAGGACUGUAAUUCAUCACAUUCAGAAACAAUGGAUGCCAGAAAGAGACGAAUGCUAAGAUUAAAACGGGACAUCGCAAGAACCAACCCACCACACACACGCACUUCACUUGAUCAGAAGCUGCUGACGAAAUAGUCCCGCCGAAACCAUGCAGUGGAGACGACGCCACUGCUGUGCACACACAGCUAAAGUUCUGUAUAUCCUCUCACUCUUGGGUCUACUGGUCUUCCUUGUCCACCAGGAGUGGCUGCCUAAGCUCGCAGGUAUGCCGUGGUGUAGAGGCCAUCCUGUGGUGUACGGAGGUGGUGAACUUCAUACCACCAAAGCCAAACGGAACACGAGCGCCCCGCAUUCAGCGUUGAGGUUUGUCAUUGUUCCUCGGCCAACAGGCAAGGGCGAUGCCAACAUCAGCUCCCCUGAGAAGGAGGGAGUCUACUCUCCUCAAGGACAGAACACUCUGGCAACCAAUACCAGCCAAAGUGUGAAGGGAAAUCUUAGUCGCACUACAACCCACGGGCCUUUCACUUAUAUCAUCAACGAGCCAGACAAAUGUGCAGGCAGUGGACCUGCUCCAUUUCUGGUGUUUCUGAUAGCCACCGAGUCUCGGCAGGUGGAGGCAAGGAAUGCCAUACGGCAAACAUGGGGCAACGAGAGUGUGGCUCCGGGUCUGGGAAUAAUCCGUCUGUUUCUGCUGGGGAAAAGCGAGGGAGAGCUAGGAGUCUUACAGCAGGGGAUACUUAAAGCAGAGAGCCGGAAGUUUCGUGAUAUCAUUCAGCAGGACUUUCGGGAUACCUACAACAACCUGACCUUAAAGGUAUUGAUGGGAAUGAACUGGGUGGCAGUUCACUGCCCACAAGCCAGCUAUGUCAUGAAGACGGACAACGACAUGUUCGUCAACACGGAGUACCUCAUUUACAAGCUGCUCAGGCCAGAGCUGAAGGUUAAGCAGAACUACUUCACAGGCAAUAACAUGAGAAACUUUUCACCCAAUCGAAACAAAAACAGCAAGUGGUACAUGCCCCCUGAGGUGUACCCAGGUAAAAGGUAUCCCACCUUCUGCUCUGGGACUGGUUACGUCUUCUCUGGAGACUUGGCGGGGAAAAUCUAUAGUGCGUCGCUAAAAAUCCCCUACCUGCAUCUGGAGGAUGUGUAUGUGGGAGUGUGCCUGGCUGAGGUCAAGAUCGAGCCCACCCCUCCGCCCAACGAGUUCCUAUUCAACCACUGGCGGGUGGCUUAUUCCAGCUGCAAGUACAGCCAUCUGAUAACAUCGCAUGGGUUUCAUCCUAAUGAGCUACUUAAAUACUGGCAUCAUCUGCAGAGCAACAAACGCAACGCCUGCAUCAGCCCAAUGAAAGGCAGAACACACACAAACAGACUGACCAGAGACAGACCAGCUCAUUAACUGGAUACGGUUAUCAUUAAACUUUCCUUGUUAGAUACAAAUAGUGAUUUAUAUCUCUGUUCUUAACGUGAUAUCAAGGGAUUAAUCUACACUUUAUCGAUAUGAGAACUCUAUACAAAUUCUGCAUAAAUGUUGUGCUCUAUAAUUAUUGCCAGUUUUGUACAAAACAGAUGAAAAAUGUUUCUAUGUCUGGGUCAAACCACUGGAGGGUUUUAUGUACACAGUUAUAUUUUCCACUAGAAUAAGCUGUGUUUCACUGUGGUGCAAAGGGUACUUUUUUUUGUAAUAAUGUAAGAUUUACUGUAUGCGUUUUAUAUAUGCUGCCUUACAGGUACAGGCUACUCUAAAACUAGAGUGGACAGGGUACAGUGCCAAUAAACGUUUUCAAAUGUG